This is a messenger RNA of Penicillium roqueforti, 1416 nucleotides long. RefSeq names its product NAD(P)/FAD-dependent oxidoreductase. Gene Ontology annotation, cellular component: cytoplasm. The record is from RefSeq and is a predicted model, not a curated record. Lineage: Eukaryota; Fungi; Ascomycota; Eurotiomycetes; Eurotiales; Aspergillaceae. Gene Ontology annotation, molecular function: oxidoreductase activity. The coding region runs from base 1 to 1416 and encodes 471 amino acids. The transcript is spliced from 6 exons.
AUGGGACAAGAUGCAUUCGAAAACUUUGGUUUUCCGAAACGGACCAACUAUUCCAUUUCGCACUGGCUACAAUCGGUGCAGGGCGAUCCUCUUCUGGAUCAUCGAACAACACCAGAGUUGCCUGCGUCUGCAGACAUAGUGAUCAUCGGAUCUGGCAUGUCUGGGACAAUAAUCGCCAAAAACAUCGUGGAAACCUGGCCCGAAAAGAAAGUGGUCGUUAUUGAGGCCCGACUAUUCUGCUCCGGUGCUACUGGUAGAAAUGCUGGUCACUGCAAGCCUGACCAGUGGCGAGGCUUCAUAGGCUAUGAGAAACAAUUUGGUACUCAGCAGGCCCUGAAGAUUCUGCAAAACGAACAACAGACAUGGUCCGAAGUCGUACAAUACAUAAAGGAGAACAGUGUCGAAUGCGAACAUUGGAGUGGUGAUACACUGGAUGUUCCAGUUACCCCCCAGGCCGCGGAGAAUGCAAAGAAGAUCUUUGAGCGCUACAAGGCGGCGGGCGGCAACGUUGACCACAUCAAGGUUACAAACGACCCUAAAAAAGCAGCAGAGAUAUCGCAAAUCAAAACCGCACAAGCAUGUUAUGCGUGGCCGGCAUCGACGCUACACCCCUGGAAACUUGCGGCGCACGUUAUGCGUGACAAUAUCAAGAAAGGGGUGAACCUCCAAACAAAGACUCAAGCCACCAGUGUCGUCCAUUCUGGGGAAGAUCAACACAAGUGGGUCGUCAAAACCGAACGAGGCGAUAUCAAGUGUUCCGAAGUUGUCCAUGCAACCAAUGCUUAUAGUUCUGCACUCGAACCGUCUCUGCGGGGGCUCAUCACGCCAUGUCCUCACAUUUGCAACAAGGUUAUUCCACCCAAGGCUGAUGCAGGCUUUGAAGGCUUCAAGGGCUCUUAUGGUGUUCUACUCCCCCAAGACGCCCUGAUCACCAUCAAUCCUCGUUUUAAUGGAGGCGGUGGGGUUCUUUUCGGCGGCAGCAACCCAGGUCAAGAUGAGUUUAUGGAGUGGCUAGAGAAAAACCCGCAUCGGUACAUUGACGAUGGUCUGACUGGAUUUGACUCGGUCACGAAGGCUAUCCAGGAAUUCGCAGUAGAAGGAUUCGAAGGAUGGCCCUCCGAUGCCCUGAAGCAGGGGGAGACUUAUAAGGAGGCCUGGAGCGGCAUCCUUGGACUUAGCGAAGACGGCCUGCCUUUCGUCGGACAAUUACCUGCACUUCCAGGCCAGUGGAUUUGUGCUGGGCACCACGGACAUGGCAUGGCACGUAUCUUUACCGUAGCAUCCGGCUUGGUCAAGUUGAUGAAUGGAAGCUCUUGGACUGAUACGCGGCUGCCCGAGGUUUUCCAAAUCACGGCGGCAAGAACCGAACGGCUGAAAGAGCGCGUGAAGAUAUCACCUGUUCGUGCUCGUAUCUGA